AUGUUUUGUAUAAAAUAUUUACGAUUACCAUCAAUUUCUGCGAUUGCUCUUCGUCAUUAUGCUGUAACAAAAACUGCUACAGGUCCAUCCGGUGCUGCAUUAAAGCUUGGUGGUGGUGUAGCUAAAAAAGGUGCUGUAAUAACAACAACAAUUCAACAAUAUAUUGACGCUGAAACAGAUCCUGAAAAAUUAGUUAAAUAUUGUUGUGGUCUCAAUUAUAAAAAAGAUCAAGAACCUAUAGAAAUAAAAGCCGAUUCAUCUUAUCCAGAUUGGUUAUUUGGAUUAGAAAAAUUAGAUAAAAUUGAUAUUGAACAACUUGACAAAGAUACAUGGGAAUAUUGGACAAGAUAUAAUGAACAAGGUGAUGAAUAUAUUCGAACUAUAAAUGAAAAACGUUUUCCUGAACGAUAUAUACCAACUUGGUUAAAAGAAUUAAGACCAUUAUAUUAG
Rotaria sordida is the source of this 450-nucleotide messenger RNA. The record is from the annotation of a GenBank genome assembly. NCBI's taxonomy places the organism in Eukaryota, Metazoa, Rotifera, Eurotatoria, Philodinida, Philodinidae.